CAAAAAAACAAUUUGCAUAUUUCAAAAGUGUAAAAGUUAAAAAAUAACACGCAGCUGUGAUCCUUAGAUCUAAAAAAAAGAUAAAUAUGAAUUAUGAACGGAUGACUGAGCCAGAAGAUGAAGAAAGCAGCGUUCAAAAUCCAAGUAAUGAUGAUGGGAACAACACUCGCCAAAUUCCGCAGGCAGCAGAGCAAAAUGAUGCAGAAAAUAAGCCAGAAGAUAACGUAAAAUAUUUUAUAUCAACACCGGGUACAGAACUUCAACAAAUAAUUAAUAAUAAUGGACAGAAUAAUACCACAAAUAAACCGAUGGGCAAUGCAAAAUACUAUAUAGCAUCAUCCGCUACAGGCACUGUGACUAUUUUAACAGAAACUGAUUUUGGAUUUUUUGUUGCUCCUGAUUUACAUCCGGACAGUUUGGCUCUUUGUGAUGAAAGCACCCAAAAGAUGUUUCUUCGUACUAUCUACACGAUACUUUUGACACAAUUAGUUUUUUACCACGAGCAUUAUAAGCAUCUUCUUAUACCACGAAGCAACAAAACAUUUUGUAUUGGAGAACAGAGAAGUAUUAAUCCUUGCUCUGAUUGUAAAUGUUAUCAUAGUGAUUAUGACUUCAUGCAGUGAAACCAUUCGUCGCCAACAUCCUAUUAAUUUAGUGGUUCUGAUCAUAUUCACUUGUACCAUGUCACUAUUUUUUGGUAUAGGGACCAGCUUACUGCAACCUCACUAUCUGAUACUAAUGAUAACAGGAAUGACUGCAGUGAAUAUUGCUGCCGCGAUUAUAUUCGUAAUGCAAACGAAAUAUAAGUAUACGCCUUGGAGGUGUGGUGGAAUUGCCACCAUCAUUUCUUUUCUAGCUCUUGGAUUGUCUGCUGGAUUUUUACUUGACAGUUUUUGGGAAGCGGCACUUGGUAUUUUUGUUGCCUGGGUUGUUUGCUGCACGAUAAUCUUCGAUGCACAGCGUAUUAUUUGCGGCUGGCAUACGUAUGAGUUCAAACCGAAUGAAUAUACUUUUGGUGCGCUAUCAUUGUAUUUCGAUAGCAUAGACUUUCUUAUGCGCUUCUCACGUAUUAGAAAACGUAGCCCAAUUCUUGUACUUGCUAAGGAGGAUUUGCCGGCCAGAUUACGAAAUGCAUAAUUUUAAAUUACCUACAUUUAUGUAUAUGAUUUACUCAGGGAUUUUACACUUGACAAUGUCUUAUAGCAAGCAAAAACUAAAGUCAAUUUCAUAAAUCGUAUAAUAACCUUAUACACAUAGAAAAUAAAUGUAAUACUUUUUCAAGAAA
Molecule: messenger RNA, 1285 nt
Organism: Drosophila sulfurigaster albostrigata
Lineage: Eukaryota; Metazoa; Arthropoda; Insecta; Diptera; Drosophilidae
Exons: 3
Coding region: 87-623 (178 amino acids)
Source: RefSeq, a predicted model, not a curated record